Helianthus annuus (common sunflower) is the source of this 1476-nucleotide messenger RNA. RefSeq names its product signal peptide peptidase 2. NCBI's taxonomy places the organism in Eukaryota, Viridiplantae, Streptophyta, Magnoliopsida, Asterales, Asteraceae. Bases 295 to 1308 code for a protein of 337 amino acids. Gene Ontology annotation, cellular component: membrane; lumenal side of endoplasmic reticulum membrane; cytoplasmic side of endoplasmic reticulum membrane. Gene Ontology annotation, biological process: membrane protein proteolysis. Gene Ontology annotation, molecular function: aspartic endopeptidase activity, intramembrane cleaving. The transcript is spliced from 13 exons. The record is from RefSeq and is a predicted model, not a curated record.
CCAACACACAAUAAAUGAAAAGUUAACCGAAACUUGUAUCUAUCUAUCUAUUAUAAGCUGUAAGUAAUCAUAAAGCGUGAGCAUACCACCGGAAGAAAGGGAACGACCACCGCCGGCGGUUUUACUCUCGCCAUUCAACGGUACGAAUCGAUAGGGUUUUGGAUCCACCGAUCGUUCGAUCGAUCCUGUGUAUCAAUCUAUUUAUCAAGGCCAUAGAUCCAGCUAUCAUCUAGCAAGCAAAGAUUCACUUUUUAUCUAGAUUUCUUCUGAAAUUACUUAUUUGUAGUCGUGACAAUGAAGAAUGGCGAGCGUGCCGCAAACAUUGCUCUAGCAGGUCUAACAUUGGCACCAUUAGUUAUAAAAGUAGAUACAAAUGUAAAUGUCAUAUUGACUGCAUGCCUCACAGUUUUCGUGGGUUGCUACCGUUCUGUCAAGCCCACACCUCCUACUGAGACAAUGUCUAAUGAGCAUGCAAUGCGUUUUCCCUUAGUUGGCAGCGCAAUGUUGUUGUCUUUGUUCUUGCUCUUUAAAUUUCUAUCAAAAGACUUGGUCAACGCAGUGCUGACAGGCUACUUUUUUAUACUCGGGAUCAUCGCUCUUUCGGCUACACUCUUACCUGCAAUUGCUCGGUUUCUACCAAACAAGUGGAAUGAUGAUCUCAUAACAUGGCGUUUACCGUAUUUCCGCUCUGUUGAGAUCGAGUUCACAAGGUCUCAAGUUGUUGCUGCUAUUCCUGGUACAUUUUUUUGUGCAUGGUAUGCUGCACAGAAGCAUUGGCUCGCUAACAACAUAUUGGGUCUUGCAUUUUGCAUUCAGGGAAUCGAAAUGCUCUCUCUUGGCUCUUUCAAGACUGGUGCCAUUCUGUUGUCUGGACUUUUUGUGUAUGAUAUAUUCUGGGUCUUCUUCACACCUGUGAUGGUCAGCGUUGCUAAAUCAUUUGAUGCACCUAUCAAGCUUCUAUUUCCAUCUAGAAUUGCCGCACGCCCCUUUUCCAUGCUUGGUUUAGGGGACAUUGUAAUUCCAGGAAUUUUUGUAGCUUUGGCACUGCGAUAUGACGUGUCAAGAGGGAAAGAAAGCCACUACUUCAAAAGUGCUUUUCUAGGAUACACAGUUGGUUUGGUCUGUACAAUUGUUGUCAUGAACUGGUUUCAAGCCGCACAGCCGGCUCUGUUAUACAUUGUACCGGGAGUUAUCGGGUUUUUGGCUGCUCAUUGCCUGUGGAAUGGAGAGGUCAAACCGUUAUUGGAGUUUAAUGAGUCAAAAGCAGCUAGUUCAGAAGAGGAAACAAGCAGCAAGAAAGUGGAGUGAGUUGUGGAAAGGAUAUAGGAUUUUUACAUUAGGUUUUCCUCUAACUUAUGCAGUUUUCAUAGACAUUUACUAGAUUUUUGCAAUCAUCCUUUUGAAUCUUAAUUUUCGUAGACUUUUGAACUGUCUUGUUUCAUAUUCCAUCGCAAUUUACUUAUUCUUUUUGAAACA